GCUCGCAACGUCAUUUGAUGACGUUUCACGAGUAACGUCAGAGGAAGUUAUACCAGUAAAUUCGCGUUAACUAACAAGUUAAAAUCAUAGAAGCUUUACCCACUCGAACGUUAAAAACAGAGCAGUUUUUUAAUCAAAGCGUCAACCUUUUCCCACCAGCACGAUGAUGAUGGACGAGGACCAGCCCAGGACAUUGUAUGUCGGGAACCUCUCCCGGGACGUCACGGAGGCCCUCAUCCUGCAAGUGUUCUCCCAGAUCGGCCCCUGCAAGAGCUGUAAAAUGAUAUUUGAUACGGCUGGAAAUGACCCGUAUUGCUUCGUGGAGUUCUAUGAGAACAGACAUGCUGCUGCAGCUUUGGCUGCCAUGAACGGCAGGAAGAUCUUAGGAAAGGAUAUGAAGGUUAACUGGGCCUCAAUGCCAGGCAGUCAAAAGAAAGACACAAGCAAUCAUUUCCACGUCUUUGUCGGUGACCUGAGCCCAGAAAUCUCAACAGAUGAUGUCAGAGCAGCCUUUGCUCCGUUUGGAAAGAUAUCUGACGCCCGUGUGGUGAAGGAUCUGGCCACAGGCAAAUCUAAAGGAUAUGGUUUCAUCUCCUUUAUUAAUAAAUGGGAUGCAGAAAAUGCCAUUCAGCAAAUGAAUGGCCAGUGGCUGGGAGGCAGACAGAUCAGAACAAACUGGGCCACAAGGAAGCCAUCAGCUCCUAAACCAAACAAUGAAGCCAGCAGCAAACACUUGUCCUAUGAGGAGGUCCUGAAUCAGUCGAGUCAGAGUAACUGCACUGUGUAUUGUGGCGGCAUUGCUUCUGGCCUUUCAGAUCAGCUGAUGAGACAGACUUUCUCUCCGUUCGGGCAGAUAAUGGAGAUCAGGGUUUUCCCGGAGAAAGGCUACUCAUUUGUGAGAUUCGAUUCUCAUGAGGGUGCUGCCCAUGCCAUAGUGUCUGUAAAUGGGACCUGCAUCGAGGGCCACAUUGUGAAGUGUUACUGGGGCAAAGAAACAGCUGAUAUGAGAUCCAUGCAACAGAUGCAAAUGCCCCAGCAGAAUAAACCCACCUAUGCGGCCCAGCCUUACGGACAGUGGGGUCAGUCAUACGGCAACGGUCAGCAGAUGGGUCAGUAUGUGCCCAAUGGCUGGCAGAUGCCUACUUACGGCGUCUAUGGGCAGGCCUGGAAUCAGCAGGGAUAUAAAUAAGUACAGAUGUGGCUGAUUUAAUCCCUCAGUCCAAUCAUUAAACCCCUCUCCAGUGUGGCUUCUGCCCAAUGGGACUCACCAUUACACCAGUUCAGGGGUUGUUGAAAGGGCUGCAUUCAGCCCACUGUACAUUUAUACUCAGACCAUUAACUUGGAAGAAAUCCUGUCUUUUUGUUUUUAGGCCCCAGGAUAUUAUUUUUUUUUUUUGUUGUUGUGAGAUUUUCUUUUAAAAAGUACUGCAUACUGCAUUUCGGGGACUUUAAUUGUCUAGUUUUGCAACAGAUGGAAUGUCUUUUCAAUGUGUUGAAUCUGCAGGCUUAAUUUAGCUCACACCUCGAACGGUGUAGAAAGUUUGAGGUCUAAUAUACUGCACUCUCUGUAUGGAGUUCUUGUCUUUAAAUCCGAUUUGUUCACAAAUUUCAUCUUUUUGUCAGUAUGACUAUGCUUUACAUUUUAUUUUGAUGAGAAGGUUUAAAAUAUUGAGACGUGUGAUUGCGUUAAUCGAAUAUAAGAUAUUUUAUCUCAUGACGCCUAAUGGUAAAGGUAUUUUGCAUGUAUAGGGGAGAUUAUUCCGUGGCCUUGAGUACUUGAGGUUUCAGGAACUCCAUGGUAAAGUUUUGGACAAUUACUAAAGCUUUUAACAAGUUGUAUUAACACAGAGGUGCAGAAAACAUGCUUGCAUUUUUUUGUUCAAUUUAAACGUUAUUCUAUUGAUUUUGUAAUAUGGAAUCGUUGGCUCAAUUUUUAAACCUUUUUUUCUUUUCAUAUUUUUACAAAAUCAUGUUUGCUUGGAUCAGUUGAGGGUGCGACAGCACAGCAGCUAAUUAGCGGUAAUGGUUGUGCUGUAGCAUCUUUGUAAAGAUUUUUGUAAUUCUGUGUAAAAUGAGGUUGUGAAUUAUUUCUUUAAAUCUUGUAAAUUCAGGGUUUGUUGAACAUUGUAAUGUAACGUUGCAUGGACAUUCUGAGCUCUGUUCUUGUUACAAUCUCUUGUAAAAUCCAUAAAAACAUGUUCAUUAGAGUUACUGAGAUGCAAUUUUUCUAUGUUCCUCCCAUACUUUUCCCCAAGAGUCACUGUUUCAUUUACAAGCCAAAGACAAUGACAAAAAUGAAGCGAGAUCAUGCAUGCUUCCACCUUGCUGUAUUGAGAUGGUGACCGUAAUGUCAGUGUUUGGUGCAUUAUGGAAAGGGGAAGAAAUGCAAGAUACUCCUGGGUUUCAGCCUCACGCUCUCAAGUUGCUCACAAGGCCAAAUUCUUUACCGGACACUGGGGUUUUUUCUCUUACCAUCAUUCUCUCUUUUUUUUCUUUCUGGUUCCCAACACUCACGAUUAAGUCGGUCAAAUUGAAAGUAAUGAGCAACUGUCCUUUUUCCCCCCUCUUCUAUGUCAUGUAAAUUUAUCCACAGUUAUUUAAUGUAUUUUUUUUUUCUGUCUAACUGGGAUUUUUUUUUUUUUUGUAAAAAGCUGGAGAAGUUUACUGUUAUUUUGAAACACCCCGAUUAUAUGCUUCCAUCUAAUGUUGUUCUAUUUACUGUAUUCCAUGUGUAAAAACACUUAAUUAUAACCAUUCAGAACUA
Messenger RNA from Carassius carassius (crucian carp), 2764 nucleotides. It is a transcript of the gene tia1l, whose product is annotated as cytotoxic granule-associated RNA binding protein 1, like. The transcript is spliced from 11 exons. Gene Ontology annotation, biological process: cytoplasmic stress granule assembly; nuclear-transcribed mRNA catabolic process, nonsense-mediated decay; regulation of mRNA stability. The record is from RefSeq and is a predicted model, not a curated record. Bases 164 to 1189 code for a protein of 341 amino acids. Gene Ontology annotation, molecular function: mRNA binding. Gene Ontology annotation, cellular component: cytosol; cytoplasmic stress granule. Lineage: Eukaryota; Metazoa; Chordata; Actinopteri; Cypriniformes; Cyprinidae.